AUGGUUCAGGAGUCACAGACAUCUCGGAUCACGCAGAUACAAGUUCGAGUUGACUGUAACGGAUGCGCGCAGAAGAUCAAGAAAGCACUCAAUGACAUCAACGGUAUACAUGAUCUUCGUAUCGACUUGGAUCGACAAAGGCUAACAAUUAUUGGAUGGGCGGAUCCAGAAAAAAUUGUAAAAGCAAUUAAGAACAAGGCAAGGAAGAAUGCCACUAUUAUUUGUUCUGAUAUUGAAAAAUCUUCAUCUAAAGCAACAAAACCAAAACCAAAACCAAAUCCAAAUGCACCAGACCUAGAUGCAACACCACAAGCUCGCAGUACCUCCUCUCCUGAACCAAUGCUUGAGGCAACACCCUCAUUGCCAACACCUACAUGGCACAAUGCUAGACAACAGUGGCAGAACAAUCCAGAAAGCGAAGAUGUAGAACAGGUUCAUAUGACGCAGCACAAUGCUAGACAACAGUGGCAGAACAAUACAGAAACUGAAGAUGUAGAACAGGUUCAUCUGACACGCUGUCAUCAACCUACAUGGCUGAACUAUGUCAACAGGUUUAGUUCUGGCAACAACUGUGUUAGGGACAGACGAUACAAUAAUGGCCCUGCAUUCCUACCAGAGUCAUCUGGAUUCCAACCAUUGAAUGUCACGCAUAGUUAUAAUACAUACAUGCCAUCAUCUUAUGUUACUGAAUAUGAAUGUGUGAGAUCAUCAUCAUGGCACACACAAUACAACUAUAUGGAGCACUACAGCGGAGUUUACAAUAACAACAAUGUAGACAUAGACAUUGGAGCCAUGUUCAGCGAUGACAAUCCAAAUGCAUGUACAAUAGUCUAG
Molecule: messenger RNA, 834 nt
Organism: Lathyrus sativus (Indian pea)
Lineage: Eukaryota; Viridiplantae; Streptophyta; Magnoliopsida; Fabales; Fabaceae
Source: the annotation of a GenBank genome assembly